CUGGGUUUGACUCCAUUCCAGCAUAAAAAUAGCUGCCUGCGAGGCGGGCUGUUCUUCCAAACUUCUCGCCGGGUCACGUGUAGCGCCCGCCCCCCGACCGACCCGAAACGCUUGUAAUCUCCAGACGGCGGGCGGCGAUUCAUCACACCUUGUCAGCUUCCCUCCAGCAACACAUCGACCUACUCCACCUUCACCACUACAUCAACCUCACUAUCUCACCACUUUUUUUGUAUCUCGAAGUUGUACAUUUGAUUAUCCACUUCCGCAUCACGACUUUACGCCCACUUGCUAGACUUGUUGCUGCGAUCUCCCCCCUCACCCCCCUGCGGAAGGAACAAACAACAGACUUCAUCUCCAACACGGCAGUUUGGUGAUUUACCAGGCCCGACUCCUUGUUCAUCACAUAAAAUUGACUCCAUCGCGCAUUGCAACCAUGUCUGAGCAGCCUUACGACCCUUACAUUCCGUCUGGUUCCAACGGACCCAGCGCUACCGCCGCGCAAAAUGGCGACCCCCGGACGAGAGAAAUCGACAAGAAAAUCCAAGAAACUGUCGAUACGAUGCGUUCGAACAUCUUCAAGGUCUCGGAGCGUGGCGAGCGCCUUGACUCGCUGCAGGACAAGACCGAUAAUCUGGCAGUAUCAGCCCAGGGUUUCCGCCGUGGCGCCAAUCGCGUGCGGAAACAGAUGUGGUGGAAAGACAUGAAGAUGCGCGUAUGCUUGAUCAUCUGUGUCAUUAUUUUGCUUGUAGUGAUUAUCGUCCCUACUGUGAUCACCACCAGGCACUAAAUUACGAACGCAGCGACAGUCAUGAUUGUCUUGGGAAUGGAUGACGUUUUUUUCUCCUGUUUCACUUGGUCCUGGUUAUUUGUGUUGUGCCCAUGAAGCUUUCGUUUCCAGCUACUAAUACCUCUUUGCUUUUUCUCGGGCGUCGAACUAUCCUUGUUCUCACGAAUGAAGUCUUCUUGCCUCGGUGACACCAUUGAAUGCAAUGGGCUGCUCUGGGGGUCCCGAGGCUAUGCCACAUGAAUCCAUCGACAGUGAAGAUGUAAAUGAUACUCUGGUUCUCGCUCAUGUCCUAGUAUAUCAGUGCUCUUUGUGUUUCUCCCUUCGUUUCCUGCGAUACCUUGACGGGUAUACCUUAUGUUGUGUUGCUGCGUGUUCCUCGUUCUUUAGCCCUCUCAAUGAAACAAUUAUCCUCCGGAU
Molecule: messenger RNA, 1204 nt
Organism: Aspergillus saccharolyticus JOP 1030-1
Lineage: Eukaryota; Fungi; Ascomycota; Eurotiomycetes; Eurotiales; Aspergillaceae
Product: SNAP receptor SNC2
Exons: 3
Coding region: 434-787 (117 amino acids)
Biological process (GO): vesicle-mediated transport; vesicle fusion
Cellular component (GO): SNARE complex; plasma membrane
Molecular function (GO): SNAP receptor activity; syntaxin binding
Source: RefSeq, a predicted model, not a curated record